UAACUGCCGGGGUAGAUGGGUGGUGGGUGUGUUGGGAUUCCUUCUCGUCCAUCACUUUGGUUGACUUUGGGAGAGAAGGGUUUGAAGUCUGGACCGGGACAGCGAGCCGGAUGGAGGUGGACCAGGUGGUGUGUUUGCCCAGGUUGUCCCGGGUCGCCGUGUGCGGCGGUACCCACGGCAACGAGCUGUCCGGAGUGUACCUGGUGAGGGAGCUGCUGAGGACGGGGGGCGGAGCGGCGGCGGCGGCGGGGGAGGGAGGUCCGGAGGUGCUGACGGUGAUGUCCAACCCCAGGGCGGUGCAGCAGUGUCGCCGAUACGUGGAGACCGACCUGAACCGCUGCUUCACCCACGCCAUCCUCAACGGGCCUCCGUCAGAAAACGCCCCCUACGAGAUCACCAGGUCUCGAGAGCUGAACGCCCUGCUGGGACCCAAAGGCAGCCCGGAGGCGGCGGACCUCGUCUGCGACCUGCACAACACCACCGCCAACAUGGGCCUGUGCCUCAUCGCCUACUCCGACUGCGACUGGAUCUGCCUGCAGAUAUUCCGACACCUGCAGAGGGCCAUGCCGGACGUACCCAUGAGAUUCAUCCAUUUCGACAUCUCCUGUAAAGAGUCCUACUCCCUGGACUCCGUGGGCAAACACGGCUUCGCGAUGGAGAUCGGCCCCCAGCCGCACGGUGUGGUGCGCUCCAACGUCUUCACCGCCAUGAAGCUGGGCGUCCGGCACACGCUGGACUGGGUCGGCAUGUUCAACUCAGGCACGGUGUUCGAAGGAGGCUGCGUGGAGGUGUACACCAUGGUGAGGAACAUCGACUACCCCCGAGACAAGGAGACGCACAGCAUCACCGCCGCCAUCCACCCUCAGCUGCAGGACCGAGACUUCUGCCUGCUCCGGCCCGGAGACCCGCUGUUCCAGACGUUCUCGGGCGAAACGCUGCGGUACAAAGGCGGAGAGCCCCUCUACCCCUUCUUCAUCAAUGAGUGCGCCUAUUACGAGAAGGGCAUCGCCGUGUCCCUGGCGAGGAAGACGCACGUGAUGGUUCCCGCCAUCCGGGUGCAGGCGGGGGAGGGGCGGGCGGACCGGCGGGAAUUCACUUCAGAAGAAGAAGAGUGAAGACACUUCAGACUCUGAGAUCUUUUAUUGAAAUGACAGCAUGUAACU
This is a messenger RNA of Salarias fasciatus (jewelled blenny), 1163 nucleotides long. RefSeq names its product N-acyl-aromatic-L-amino acid amidohydrolase (carboxylate-forming) B-like. Gene Ontology annotation, molecular function: hydrolase activity, acting on ester bonds; aminoacylase activity. Lineage: Eukaryota; Metazoa; Chordata; Actinopteri; Blenniiformes; Blenniidae. Bases 111 to 1115 code for a protein of 334 amino acids. The record is from RefSeq and is a predicted model, not a curated record. Gene Ontology annotation, cellular component: cytosol. The transcript has 7 exons.